This is a messenger RNA of Lates calcarifer (barramundi perch), 1699 nucleotides long. Its product is annotated as protein LSM14 homolog B. NCBI's taxonomy places the organism in Eukaryota, Metazoa, Chordata, Actinopteri, Centropomidae. The record is from RefSeq and is a predicted model, not a curated record. Gene Ontology annotation, molecular function: mRNA binding. The coding region runs from base 59 to 1213 and encodes 384 amino acids. The transcript is spliced from 8 exons.
GUGUCAUCUGAUUACGCACAUAGCUGAUAAGUUAACGUCUAAUCUGUUCCGUGGGUUAAUGCUCUGUGAUUCAGCUGCAGCUUCUCAGCUUGAAGACAUUUUCACAGCAAACAUGAGUGCUGGAACGCCUUACAUCGGCAGUAAAAUAAGUUUGAUAUCCAAGGCACAGAUUCGUUAUGAGGGAAUAUUGUCCUCUGUCGACACAGAUAGGUCCACGGUUGCUUUAGCCAAAGUCAAGUCCUAUGGGACAGAGGACCGACACACUGACAGACCAGUGCCACCAAAAGACGAAAUUUAUGAGUAUAUCAUUUUCCGAGGAAGUGAUAUCAAGGAUAUCACUGUGUCCGAACCACCAAAAACACACCAUGGACUGCCUCGUGAUCCUGCUAUUGUGCAGUCAUCUGUUGGCAGCUCCUCUGCUGCAUAUCGCCCACAGUGGAGUCCAUACAGGGACAUGAUGCCCACCUACAACCAGCUGGCUGCUAGUUCUCUACUCAACCAACAGUACAAUGCAGCACUGGGCCUAGUACCAGGACUUCACGGCAUCCCAGCUAGAAGAGUCCCCAUGGUGGAGCAGGCUGUCCAGACAGUGCCUCUGGCCAGUGCUGCCCAGAGAAGGGGGAAGACUUCAGCCCAGCCACAGAGCAGACAGCCUGUUCGCACAACCCAGCGCUCUGGUUCCCAGCUUCAGAAGGAGAACGUACCCAGCAGUCGGACGCCAUCUCAGCCCACUGCAACUAAGAUUCAAAGCCAAAGCACUGAGAACCAGAAGCAAAGGCAAAAACAAGGCGGUCGCAGAUCCAGGAACCGUAGCAGAGGCCAACUUCUCGUGAAAAACCCGAAGGCUACAACUCUGCAGUUUGAAUCCGAUUUUGAUUUUGAAACUGCAAACGCUCAGUUCAAAGAUGACCUUACAAAGGAGGUUGUAGUGGAAAAGGUGGACACUGCAGAGGCCUCAGACAGUCAGGGUAUGGAGGAGGAGGAAACUCUGGGUGAUAAAUACUAUGACAAAGCCAAAUGCUUUUUUGACAACAUCUCAUCAGACCUUAAGCCCAGGAGAACCACAUGGGCGGAGGAGAAAAAGUUGAACAUGGAAACAUUUGGAGUGCCCGGCCGUUUCCUGAGAGGCAGGGGGUUCAGAGGCCGAGGACAGAGAGGGCAGAGCACCAAUGAGCAGAGACCCCUCCCAAAAGUCGGCAGUGGGAGGUUGUGAAGGCUUUUCCUUUUGUCAACAUUUUCUGUAAAAUAACGAAUAUCAUAGUUUUCUACUAAUUUAUAAAAGUACCUCCCUAUUUUCCCCCUUUUUGAAGCACUUGAAGUAAAGAUUUUUUUUUUUGUUUUUGAUUUUUUUUUUUCUCAUUAUCCCAAUGUACUUUGGACACUUAUAUGAAAUGGGAGAGCAAUUUAUUUUUAAUCCAGCAGCUGUGCACUUAAAGCAGAUCAUUGGUAGCUUGGAAGCAUGCACUGUGGAUUUUGUCCUUUGAACAGGCCAACAGGCAUGCAUUUAAUUUUUGUUUUUGCUCAAUGUCUGAAUGUAUUAAAUAUGUCUACUUCACUGUCCAAAUGUAACUCCAAAUUGGUCUUGGAGGUGUCUUAAAGCUGAAUGGACAGGCAGCUGUACUUUUUUUUUUUUUUUUUCUUCCCUACUUGUAAAAUGAAAACUGUGGAGACAUGUGUAACAGUUGCUAUUAAAUAACAU